GAGUCCCGGGGCCAAAGGGCGAACGCUCCGGAGCGCGUGCGUGGACUAGUUUGGCCUUCAUCGGCACCCGUAGCUUCCCGGAAGCAAGAAGGAGGUCAAUUCCCGCGUGAACUGGCAGCCGCGGAGUUUACCCAGCAGGCGCCGCGACCCGGUCACCUUUGAGGCUGUGGGAAGCAGGUUUCGGGCUUUGGGGCGCUGCGGCGAUGUGGUUCGAGAUUCUUCCCGGCUUAGCCAUCAUGGGCGUGUGCAUCUGCAUCCCCGGAGUGGCCACGGCGUACAUCCAUCGGUUCUCGAAUGGGGGCAAGGAAAAAAGAAUUGCCUAUUUUCCAUACCAGUGGCAAAUGAUGGAAAGAGAUAGGCGUGUCUCUGGAGUGAACCGUUACUACGCAUCAAAGGGUUUGGAGAACAUUGAUUAAGGAAGACUUCUUGCUCCGUGCAAUGUGGCUUCUCUGUUCGAAGUAACUUCUAUUCAUCUACUCCUAGAAGUAUUGUAGAGCCUUCAGAAUAAUAUGUAGUGCUUAAGUGCUUAAUAAAAAGAAAAGAAAAAGUUAAAACUCAAA
Molecule: messenger RNA, 560 nt
Organism: Suncus etruscus (white-toothed pygmy shrew)
Lineage: Eukaryota; Metazoa; Chordata; Mammalia; Eulipotyphla; Soricidae
Gene: NDUFA1
Product: NADH:ubiquinone oxidoreductase subunit A1
Exons: 3
Coding region: 204-416 (70 amino acids)
Source: RefSeq, a predicted model, not a curated record